Molecule: messenger RNA, 4114 nt
Organism: Sorghum bicolor (sorghum)
Lineage: Eukaryota; Viridiplantae; Streptophyta; Magnoliopsida; Poales; Poaceae
Product: putative disease resistance protein RGA3
Exons: 10
Coding region: 193-4032 (1279 amino acids)
Biological process (GO): protein phosphorylation
Cellular component (GO): membrane
Molecular function (GO): protein kinase activity; protein binding; ATP binding
Source: RefSeq, a predicted model, not a curated record
CUAUCCGGUUGCCAUAUAGUACAAGGCUUAACACUAUCCCUAUUCCUCUUCUGCCCGGUAUAAUCGUUUAGCCCGAAGAUUGUCCGUUCCCCGCUUGUCCGCUAGUCGUCCCCCGCGGAAUCCGGUUGUUCGGUUGCCACGCCUGCUCACACUUCCAGCCCCCCUUCUCCGGAGGUUGAAGGCAAUCCAGCCAUGGCCACUGUUAGCGCUGAUAUAGAUCGACUCCAAAGGAGGCUUGCCUCCGACGGCCAACGAAUCAAGCUUCCCUCCAGCAUACGGACGGAUCUAUCGCGCAUGACAAGAGCUCUCUACAGGUUGCAAGGCAUCCUGACUAAUGUGGAGAAGCAACCAUUUGACGGGAGCAGAGAACCCUGCUUGAGCAAGAUCAAACAGAAUAUUUACGAUGUGGAAGAUAUACUAGACGAGCUUGAAAAUGGAAGCUUCAGGGCCCAACGGAGCAGCAGGGGUUGGAAGCUAGCCGAGGCUUCAGAUCUCUGGUCACAGGUAGCAUUUUCCUUCUCAUCUAACCACUCAGUUCUGCAUUGUCGUAUGAUGAAUAAAAUGAAGAAGAUCAGAAAAAGUUUGGAUCAUGCAUCAGAAGACUCCUUCAUAUUCACCUUACUGCACCACAGAGCAGAUGCAGAUCAAUCAGAUCACAAUGUGUUUGAUGAAAAUGCAAUCAUUGGAAGAAAUAAGGAUAAGGAAAAUGUAAGAGUCUUGCUCUUGAGUAACAGUGAACAAAAAAUUUCUAUUAUUCCUAUAGUUGGUCUUGGGGGAUUGGGGAAAACAGCUCUUGCACAACUCAUUUUCAGUGACCAAGAUGAACGAUAUAAUUUUGACCUUCGUGUAUGGAUCAAUCUGAACAUGAGUUAUGAUUUUAACAGUAUUGCUAGUGCUAUAAUCUCAGAAGUUAACAUAACAGAGGAAGGUACCUCACAAGUUAAUGGGGGUGAAUAUAAUCCUCAGAUACUAAUGAAUUGUCUUCUAGAAGUACUUAAUGAUAAAAGAUGUCUGAUUGUGUUGGAUGGCCUAUGGAGCAUAGAUGAAGGGCAAUUACUUCAUCUCAAGAGAAUGCUACAGAGCACACAGAAUACCAAGAUUAUAGUGACUACUUGUAGUGAAAAUGUUGCAAAUCUGAUGCAUACUGUUCGUCCCUACAAAUUGGAUCCUUUAUCUGAAGAAAAUUGUUGGACAAUAUUUUCUCAAAGGGUAUUUGGUGGUGGAGAUAACUCAGACCUCACACGAAUUGGGAAGCAGAUCGUGAACAAGUGUGAAGGUAUACCGGGAGUUAUUCAUUCUCUUGGUGCAUUCAUGCACGAUAACGGAACGAGCACUUGGAAUUGGAAUGACAAAAAUGAAGAGCUGUGGAAAUUGGAGAAACAGUUUCCAUUGCAGAUCAACUUGUUCUCAUCAGUCAAACAGAUAUAUUACAAGAUGCCAUUGGCAUUGAAAUCGUGCCUCAGCUAUUUAUCGAUGUUUCCUAAAGGAUCCAAUAUUCGUAUGGAAAAUGUUAUUACACAGUGGGCUGCACUUGGCAUCCUUGGAUCAACACAUGGAUCAUUGCCUGUUUAUGCCCAGGGGAGGAAGUAUAUCCAGGAACUGCUUUCUGUGUUCUUCCUUGAAGCACAUGAUAAAUCCACAGAUUUUGGAAUUAAUCAUGCUAGUGCCUCAAAAGUCUUUAAAAUGCACAGUUUAGUUCAUGAGUUUGCCAGAUAUGUUACCAGUCAUGAUUUAUUUAUUCUGGAUGGUGAAAGGAUGCGUAACGAUAACCCAGGGAAUCGUACUUCUGGAUAUGCACUACUGACUAGGUGCAGUGAUAAAUCCAAAGUUAGCAGAGGUUUCCUGAAAAGUGUAAGGGCAAUAUGUCUGAAGGACUGCAGGGGAACAAAGCUUAUUGAGAAAAUAUUCUCUGCUUUAAAGCAUCUACGUGUGUUGGACCUUAGUAGAUGCUCAUUUCUGGAGUUACCUAGUUCUAUUUGCCAGUUAACCCAUCUAAGGUACAUUGAUAUUUCUUGUUCGGCUAUUCAAUCACUACCUGAUCAAAUGAGUUCUGUACAACACCUUGAAGCACUGGAUCUCUCGGGGACAUGUAUUCAAGUCCUACCUGAUUUUGUUAGAACAUUUAAGAAGCUAACAUAUCUUAACCUACAAGAAUGCUGGGAACUCCGUCACUUGCCCUCAAAGCUUGAUGAUAUUAAGAGUUUGCAGCAUCUUAACCUGUCAUGCUGUCCUGCAGCUCACCAGCUAGUUGAAUCAAUCAGUGGAUUUCAAGAACUUCGGUUUUUGGAUAUAUCAAGUUGCACAGAACUUCAAACAUUGCCAGAAUCCUUCGUCAGACUAACAAAUUUAGAGGACCUAAUCCUGUCCAAAUGCACCAGGCUCAAGAAGCUACCAGAAUCAUUUGGUGAUAAACUCUGUUUUCUUCGGUUCUUGAACAUAUCAUAUUGCUGUGAGCUAGAAGAAGUGCCUGCAUCUCUCGGAAGGCUUGCUAGUUUGGAGGUUCUUAUACUUUCAGGGUGCAACAGAAUUCAGAAUCUCCCUCAAUCAUUCAGUGACAUUGCAUUCUUACGGAUGCUAGACCUUUCAGGGUGUGCAGAUCUUCACAUGGACCUUGGAAUGCUACCAAAUAAUAAUUUGGAGAAUCUUAAUGUGGAUGGAUGUUGUAAGGUCUAUGCUAUGCCUGGGUGGACUGUGAACUUCCCUAAACUACUUCCUGAAUGUCUACAAACUUGUGACCAACAUGUUCGACGCUUAAUUGAACACAAGCAAGCAUGUCCCAAUCAUAGUGAAUUAGAGAUCAGCAAUGAACUAAAUGUGCUUGACGAAACUGGGGAAGCAAUGGCAAGUCAAUCAUUUCAACAUGCUGGUGACUCUGAAUGUACCACCAAGAAAGUCAUUGAGGACUCAUCUGCGCAUACAAGUCCUAAAAUUCCUCUGCAUGGCACUACCCCUACUGGAGUCCAGCUGAAAUCAGCUGGUUCGUUUUUUGGGGCUUCUACAAUUCGAUUUUCGAAAAUGUCUCGUUGUUUUAUGUGUACAACAGACUUGAAAAUGAAUAGUCAAGGUGAAGGUGAAGGAGAACACAUGGACAUGGUAAGAGUUUUUUCUUACAAUGAGCUGCAAACAGCCACACAUAAGUUUUCUGAGGCAAAUAAGAUUGGUGAAGGUUCUAUUGGUUCUGUUUUCAGGGGAAGGCUUAAAGAUGGAAUGGCUGUCGCAGUAAAGUUGCUCCAUGAUUCAAAGCAGGGCAGGCGAGAGUUUUUAGCUGAACUCACAGCAAUUUCUGGCAUUGUGCAUGAAAACCUAAUCACCUUAGUUGGAUGCUGUUGUGAAAGGUCCCAUAGAAUCCUUGUAUACAAUUAUCUUGAGAACAAAAGCCUUGCAGACAAACUGUUAGGAUCAAGCAGUAGCACCAUCCAACUCAGCUGGAGAGCUCGUGUAAAAAUUGCUAUAGGUGUUGCUCGUGGGCUUGCUUUUCUUCACGAAGAAAUCCGCCCCUCCAUAAUUCACCGGGACAUAAAAGCGAGCCAUAUUCUUCUUGACAAGGAUUUCACCCCAAAAGUUUCUGGUUUUGGGUUAACAAGGCUCCUCCCACCAAUUACAACUUCUAUGGCCACUCGAGUUGCAGGAACAAUAGGAUACAUGGCUCCUGAAUAUGCAAUCAGGGGACAAGUGACAAAGAAGGCGGAUAUCUUUAGUUUUGGUAUUGUGCUACUGGAGAUUGUUAGUGGCAAAUGUAAUCACGAUAGUAGAUUACCCCAGGAAGACCAAUUUCUGCUUAAAAGGACGUGGAGAUCCUCUGAGGAAGGAAAUCUGGUGGAAAUCAUAGAUAAAGAUUUAGGGGACGACCUCGAUGUUGAGGAGGCAUGCCGAUUCUUGAAUGUUGGUCUACUAUGUACUCAAAACGAGAUGGCGAGGCGUCCCAACAUGAGGAACAUCGUAAAGAUGCUGACUGGGGAGAAAGGAGUCUCCGUGGUCAAGGUGACAAGACCAAUAAUGCUGUGGUCUGACUUGCUGGAAUUAAAAACUUAGGCACCGAGCCGCCCGGUGCACACUCUUCCACGACAAAAUCCUUUGCCACGACCUAAAAAUUAACAUAACUAGAAAGAUUCUC